Messenger RNA from Eimeria mitis, 1800 nucleotides. RefSeq lists its product as uncharacterized. NCBI's taxonomy places the organism in Eukaryota, Apicomplexa, Conoidasida, Eucoccidiorida, Eimeriidae. The record is from RefSeq and is a predicted model, not a curated record. The transcript has 3 exons. The coding region runs from base 1 to 1800 and encodes 599 amino acids.
AUGGCAGCUGUACCCUCAGACUCAGCGGGGGGCCCCCUCGAUGAGGUGGAGUUGUUGGGGGCCCCCCCCUCUCCCUCAUCAGCUGAACCCCCUGGGGGCCCCCAGGGGGCCCCCCGUAGGGGGGGCCCCCAGGGGGCCCCCUCUUCUGGUGAUGGCGAUGAAGAGCUCGUGUUUGACGAUGGGGCCCUGCAUGCAGACGAUAUGGACUAUGGGGGGGCCCCCUCAGAGUAUAUAGAGAAAGCACUGAACGGGGGGGGGGGCCCCCAAGGAGAUGAAAAUAUAACACAUACAACCCGCAGCUCAAGAAGAAGCCCAAUAGGGGGCAGCAGCAGAAGCAGCAGCAGCAGAAUACCCCUGGAUUCGCUGCAGAUACUGGCGCUUGUUGCUGCUGUUGCUGCUCUUAUGGGGGCUGGGGCCCUGCAGCUGUUUGGGGGGAGGAAAACAAAAACACAGACAGAGGGGGGGGUUGCUGGGGGCCCCCUCACUCCUGCUGCUGCUGCUGGGGGGCCCCUGCUGCUGCAGUACCCACCAACUGAUCCUCGGUGGCAGCUAGCUGACCUACAGACAGAAGCAGCAAGAUUAAAAAGUUUAUGGGGUAAGAGCAGCAGCAAGCAGCAGCAGCAGUUUGUUUAUUUAUAUUUUAAUAAAGAAACAGAAAACAAAGAAGAAAUAGAUAAAGCCAUAGAUGCAUUUAUACACCCAAUGCAGUAUCUCUCGCAGACAGUUGCUGCUCUUGCUGCUGCACAGCAGCAGCAGCAGCAGCAGCAGCAGCAGCAGGAGGUGGAUGAGCAGCAGCAGCAGCAGCAGGAAAAGCAGGAGCAGCAGCUGCUGCUGGGGAUCGCGCUCCUCAAGGGGGGUGUACAGGCAGCCCGCAUGCGGCUGUCUUCGCUGCUGCAUGCUGACGAGCUGCAGCAGCAGCUGCAGCAGCAGCUGCAGCAACUGCAGCAGCAGCAGCAGCAGAGGCAGGAACAAAAACUCCUACUGCAACAGCAACAGAAAAAACAGGAGCAGCAGCAGCAACAGGAGCAGCCGCAGCAGAAGGAUCAAGAGCAGCAGGUGCAGCAACUGCAGCAGCAGCAGCAGCAGAGGCAGGAACAAAAACUCCUACUGCAACAGCAACAGAAAGAACAGGAGCAGCAGCAGCAACAGGAGCAGCCGCAGCAGAAGGAUCAAGAGCAGCAGCAGCAGCAGCAGGAUCAAGAGCAGCAGGAGCAGCAGCAGCAGAAGGAUCAAGAGCAGCAGCAGCAGCAGGAGCAGCAACAGGAUAAAGAGCAGCAGGACCAGCCGCAGCAGCAGGAGCAAGAGCAGCAGCAGGAGCAGCCGCAGCAGCAGGAUCAAGAGCAGCAAGAGCAGCAGCAGCAGCAGCAGCAGCAGCAGCAGGACGAAGAGCAGCAGCAGGAGCAGCAGCAGGAGGAUGAGGAAUUCUUAAUGGAGAAGGAUGAGAUGCUGCAGCAGUAUGCAGCAAAGACAAAGCACUUGCUGUUUGACGAUGGGGGUCAGCUGCUGCUGCUGAUGCAGCUGCAGCAGGAAACAAGAAAGCAGCAGCAGCAACCCGAGCCUAUAGAUGAACCAGAAGAGAAGGGGGUGCCUAAACCCUUCGCGCUGCAGCUGCUGCAUUCUCUUUUUAUUUACGAAGCAGAAAUAGAAACAAACAGAAAAAUACAAGAAGCAUUCAUGCCGUUUGUUUAUAUGCAGCAGGAGCUGCAGGAGGAGGAGGAGGAGCAGCAGCAAGAACAGCAGCAGCAGCAGCAGCAGCAGCAGCAGCAGCAGCAGGAGGGAGAAGGUACCGCAGACUGCUAA